AUGAAGUUCAAACUUGCUUAUAUUAUUUUGUUUUUGUCUAUCGUAUUACCAACGGUGCUAGGAAAAAAAAGCAGCAAAUGUGGCAUAAUCGCUGACAAGUGUAUGUUAUUAUCAACUGGAAAAAUAUUUUGGCCAUCGAAUUGGGAUAAAAAUUGCAGUUCAAUACCCAUCUGCCCUGCUGGUUACAGACUUCAUAAAGAAAAAUUGGGAGAUAUUCGUGCAUGCUGUUGUUUGCUAACAAAGAUCGUUGAAUGUCCAGACUGCGAAAUGCCAAAGAAUAAAAACGUUACCUUCGAAAAAUGGGUUAAGCUGCACCUUGACAAAAAUGGUCCUCAAGAUGGAAAAUGUUCUGACGGAAAAAUGAAGAGAAUCUUUUUUGCUGAUGCUGAUCAACUGGAUAAAUGUUGUUGUGAAUCCAAAGACAGCCCAUUCAUAUCACAAUAA
This is a messenger RNA of Clunio marinus, 444 nucleotides long. The record is from the annotation of a GenBank genome assembly. Lineage: Eukaryota; Metazoa; Arthropoda; Insecta; Diptera; Chironomidae.